AUGACAGAGGAAGUCAGCCUAGAUGCUAUAUUAGCAUCUGAAGAGCUUUCGGCGGACGUUUCCAAUGUUGUCAUGCACAAAUCCUUUCGUCAAUACUUGAUGAGCGCGAAUCCAAGUUUAAUGCUUUAUAUUACGAAAAAAUUUGACAGGAUAUGUGAAAUUAUUUUCGAUGAACGGCAUAAAGAUACGCAUGAGAUACGUCCCUACUUAGCUAUUUUAGAGUGUAGCGUCAUUGCAGUUAAAAGAACAUUAAUCACGUCAACAAAGUAUGUAAAUUACAUUUUGGAAUAUCCACGCAUGAUCAAAGUUUACAAACUCCCGUCGAUAUAUAUCUUUUUUAACUCUUUGCCAUAUUUUAUACUCGAUACAUCGAAUGAAUUGUUGCCUUUUUUUGCUAGUGGAGAAUUUUUCGAAUCAAUCGUUCAGAAUUGCGAUAUACAAGAAGCUUUCACAUUUAUGAAAGGCUGUUUAAACUCUAAAGCGAAAUCAUUCAGAAAUUUCUUUCAUCAAAUCAAUCUUCCAGCACUUCUGAUAAUGUACGUGAAUGGAAGUUCCGGUAUGAAUCUAAACGUCAUUAAGCUUUUCGAGCAAAUCGUUGAUGAUUACUCAAGACAGUGUGCAAUCGCUGUUGUAAACUCCAACAUCAUAUCAAAGCUCAUUGAAUCAGCAUUUCUACUCAAUUGCAGCCAAUUAAUCGACUUUUUAAACUUUUUAUACAUACAAUCUUACAAAAAUAAAACAAUUCCUGAAUGGUUCACGAUUGAGUUCCUCGUUGAUGAUAGGAUACCUGAAGUUUGUGAUUAUCUGAUGGGAACUACCACAUUUGAUUCGAUGUGCAAGGCUUCUGCGAAUAUUAUCAUUACAUAUCUUUCAGAAAGGCACCAACAAUUCCCAAAGGUCAUAAGUGUUACAGAAAAAUUCAUAAAAGACAUAUUUAAAAACCCAACAAACUCGUUUUUGCAUAAUACAGCAUUAAAAUUCCUUGAAUCCGUCAAACGGUUUCCGGAUUCAUUUACAAAUGUCAUAAAAAACACAAAUAUUUGCCAAUUGAUCGUUGACGCUUACAAAAGAAGAAAUACAGAUGUAACUUGCUGUUACUGGGGAGUUUUACGAAAAAUCUCGGAGAUGAUUAAUGAGCCAAUAGGUGUCUCUCUGUCUGAAUGGAAAUCUGUUGUUGAUUCCAAUAAAAAAAUUGAAAAAAUUAUAUCGACCCCAAGCAAGUAUAAAAUUACCGAAAAGUCAAGCGACUAUAUCAGGAAUAGUGCGAAGGUUCAAAAAAGAAGUAAAUUCAACCUUCGUCUUCCUAAUUCUUCCGAAAUAUUUGCUGUUGUUGUUAUAUUGCUAGCAUACUUAUUAUAUUAUAUUAAUAAUAAGGAAAAAUAA
Messenger RNA from Trichomonas vaginalis G3, 1383 nucleotides. RefSeq lists its product as uncharacterized. The record is from RefSeq and is a predicted model, not a curated record. The transcript has a single exon. The coding region runs from base 1 to 1383 and encodes 460 amino acids. NCBI's taxonomy places the organism in Eukaryota, Parabasalia, Trichomonadida, Trichomonadidae.